Micropterus dolomieu (smallmouth bass) is the source of this 1685-nucleotide messenger RNA. RefSeq names its product lysophosphatidylglycerol acyltransferase 1 (gene lpgat1). Lineage: Eukaryota; Metazoa; Chordata; Actinopteri; Centrarchiformes; Centrarchidae. Gene Ontology annotation, molecular function: acyltransferase activity. Gene Ontology annotation, cellular component: endomembrane system. The transcript is spliced from 7 exons. Bases 1 to 891 code for a protein of 296 amino acids. The record is from RefSeq and is a predicted model, not a curated record.
AUGAGUGUUGUAACGGAGUGGGGUGACGACGUACGACCAAUCUCUGAAGAAGAAGCCAUGGUCAUCGUCAACCACCAAUCCACAGGAGAUGUGUGCACCCUCAUGAUGUGCCUGCAAGACAAGGGCACGGUGGUACGAAAAAUGAUGUGGUUGAUGGACCAUGUGUUCAAAUACACCAACUUUGGCCUAGUGUCCCUGAUUCAUGGAGACUUCUUCAUCAGACAGGGUAAAGCUCACCGAGACAAGCAGCUGGUCUACCUGAAAGAUCACCUAGACAAAUACUACCACAACCGCGACAGGAAGUGGAUAGUGCUGUUCCCUGAGGGCGGAUUCCUGCGCAAGCGGCGGGAAACCAGCCAGUUGUUUGCCAAGAAGCACACACUACCCCACCUGACCCACGUCACGUUGCCUCGUCUCGGGGCCACCCACGUUAUCCUGAAAACCCUGUCAGCCCAACAGGAGAAUGGCAGUGUGGGCAGCGAGACUGGGACCCCUAACCAGACAGGUAAUAAACGUAAAGGCCUGCAGUGGGUAAUAGAUGUAACCAUAGCUUACCCCAAAGCAAGACCCAUGGACAUCCAGACCUGGAUCUUUGGCUACAGGCCUCCUACAGUUACACAUGUACACUACAGGAUGUACCCAAUAAAAGAGGUUCCUGUGGAGGCACAGGCCCUGACUGACUGGCUGUAUCAGAGGUUUGUGGAGAAGGAAAAGUUGCUGGCCCACUUCUACGACACAGGAUCAUUCCCCCUUGAAGGUGGACAGAAGGAGGCACUUUCCCGUCAAAUGACCCUCGACCCCGUGUGGCUGUGUGUUAUCCAGUCGUUUGCUUUCGCCUCCGGCUACAUGUGGUACAGCGUCCUCCAGUACCUCUACUGCUGUUUAUUUUGAGUGCGCUGAUGAGGCGAGAGUCUUUAUCGGACCACUGGAAAAGCCUCAGGAUCAGUUGGUGUGUGGCCCAGCGUCAUACUUGCCCCCACGAUGGAUGAAUGUACAUUUCAAACAGUGGAGAGACUUAACAGGAAACAAACAAAUAUACAUAGGAAGACAAGUACACACAGAUUACAAAUACCCAUACAAGAUGAAACUGGUCACAGGCAUAGUUAACUUGCACACAACCCACACCACACACUCGCUCUGACGGCCUAGCAGAAUAAUCUCUCGCACUCGUCACGACUCACAUUUUGAUGUUUACACGUCCUCAUACACGUAUACACUCACACGUACAUGACUUUUUAAUCAAAGUUAACGAAAUGAGGCUCAGGACUCCUCCAGAGGAAGCUCUGGACCGGACUCUCUCUCUUCCCCGCCUAGGCUUUAGCCGUAGUAGUUUUACAUGAAGUAUAAAGUAUGUGUGGACAAGCGUGUGAGUGAAUAUAUGUGACUAGAAGCAUUACGUCUGCCCUUGUUCUUCUUCCUGGCAAGAGUUGAUGAAGCCCACUGGACCUUUCAUUCAGCCCACUGACUAGCCGGCUGGCCACACCUUUCAGAGAGAGCGGCUGUAUGAACGUUGAGGCUGCGCAGCUGGCCGCUUCUCUGGCCUUCAUUGCACUAAGGAUCCAUACUGCCCUAACUGCUCCCUGUCCUGGGAAAUAUUUCUGAUUGGUAGCUGUCAAUGUUUUAAUUUUGUUUUAUGUUCUUCCCUUUUACCCGCAUAUCUCCACAACAACGGCCAUUGUAUGUGU